AUGGUUAAUGAAGCUGUGAAAGUGCGUGAUCCACUCAGUCGUCAAAUUUUCGAGCCUGAUCAUUCUGAUUUAUCUCAGAGUGAACACAACUGGAAUAAGGAAUUACUUCGACCUGCUUACACAUCUUCAAAGAUCGGUGAUGCUGAUUAUCCUGGUGUGUCUGCAAAUUCUUGUUACUGUGGAUAUCCUGUUGAAGAUCACGCCUUUGGAUUCUGUUUCGAGCCUGAUCAUUCUGAUUUAUCUCAGAGUGAACACAACUGGAAUGAGGAAUUACUUCGACCUGCUUACACAUCUUCAAAGAUCGGUGAUGCUGAUUAUCCUGGUGUGUCUGCAAAUUGUUGUUACUGUGGAUUUCCUGUUGAAGAUCACGCCUUUGGAUUCUGGUCGUAUUGA
Molecule: messenger RNA, 393 nt
Organism: Fraxinus pennsylvanica
Lineage: Eukaryota; Viridiplantae; Streptophyta; Magnoliopsida; Lamiales; Oleaceae
Source: the annotation of a GenBank genome assembly